CGUCACGUGUUCCUGCUGUCCUUGGCCAGCGUGGGUUCUGUGAUCAUCAUGUCUGCACUACUCGCAGGAGCUCGGCUCAUCCUCCGCUCUGGAUUUUACUCCCUGCCGGCAUCUCAUGGCCGGAUCACGCCGGGCCCGGUCAGGUACCUUCUCAGCUCACCCAGGUUUUGUGCGGUUGCCAUUCAACAGAAAGGAAGCAGCAACGAUGAGCCGGUGGCCGCGGUACGGCACAAACAGGCUCAGCAGUUUGACUGGGCGCUCAAUAAGCUGGACAGCUCGGUCAGGAGAACCGGCCGGAUCACCAAAUCACUUUUAUUAAAAAUCUUUCACGAUGUCUGCAGAACAGGUUAUCCCAGCAGUAACCAAGCUUUGCUGCUCCUGAGAAGUUGUGGUUCUUUACUGCCGGAACUACCCAUGCCAGAAAGAAUGGAAAUCGCACACAGGAUCUGGGACAAGUUACAAGAAUUGGGUACGGCGUUUGACGUGAGCCAUUACAACGCUCUGUUGAAAGUGUAUCUUCAAAAUGAACACAAAUUUUCACCCACCGAGUUCCUCGCUAAGAUGGAGGCUGCCAACGUCCAGCCUAAUCGGGUCACUUAUCAGAGACUGAUAGCUGCCUAUUGCAAUGAAGGCGAUAUUGAAGGUGCAAGCAAAAUUCUUGGUUUUAUGAAGAACAAGGAUCUUCCCAUCACAGAGGCAGUGUUCAAUACGCUGGUUACGGGGCACGCCAGAGCUGGGGACAUGGAAAACGCAAAGAAUAUCCUUAACGUCAUGCAGGGGGCAGGCGUAGAACCCAGUCCGGACACUUAUAUUGCCCUUUUAUCCGCGUAUGCUGAGAAAGGCGAAAUUGAAAGCAUCAAACAGACCUUGGCAGAUGUGGAGAAGAAUGAGGGAAGCCUCACUGACCGGGACUUGAUGCAAGUUAUCUGGAGCCUGGCAAAGGCUGGAUAUCCUCAGUAUGUUCAAGAUAUAAUCGAACAAAUGAGACACGACAGAGCCUACAGGCCAGAUGCGAUGAAUCUCUGCUUGAGUUUAAUGACUCAAGGCUUUGAAGAUACAGCUUUCCAGGUCUUAAAGGCCUUCUCUGCACCACACGGUGGUCAAAAUGGAGAUGCUAUUCAGCACGGAAGCUUCUUCUUGCGCCACUGCGUGAAUCUGAACAUGCCUGCGAGUAAAGUGAAGAAGUUUUGCGAUGCAUUACAAGAAGCCAACUUACAUUCCUCACCUCUGCAGUUUGCUUUAUACUGUGCUUUGGAAUCUCAAAAAUCAGGUCUGGCAUUUGAUCUGAUGAAGAUCGCUAAAGAGGAGGGCAUGCCUGUUAGACCCCACUUCAGCUGGCCUUUGCUGGUCCAUUACCAGAAGGAGAAGAACAUACAAGGCACCAUUGAAGUUCUUAAAGCUUUCCGUGACAUGGGAGUGCAGCUGGACCUGGAGACGUAUUCUACCUACGUUUUAAAUGUGUUUGAGAAUACUCAGUCAGUCCGAACACUUCUAAAGGAGAGCGGCUGUGAAGUCGACGACACUUGGCUAUUUGUGUCUGAGCUGAGACACGAAGCAGUCCAAGGGAACCUGGACAAAGUGUUGGCCCUGUUGUCUGCACCUGACUCCCCCGCCGCGGAUCUUGGAUAUUUCAGAGGCAGUCUCAUCUUGGCAUUUAAAAAGUGUGAAGAUGUCGCUGUCAUGGCCAAGAUAACAGAGCUGCUGUACAAGGAUGGUCGCUACUGCCAAGCCCCUUCAGGACCAACUGCAGAAGCUGUUGGCUAUUUUCUUUAUAACUUGAUUGACAGCAUGAGUGAGUCAGAAGUGCAGGCCAAGGAGGAUCGUCUGAGACAAUACUUCCAUCAGCUGAAGAAGAUGAACAUAACCGUGUCCACGAAUAUAUACCGAGGCAUCCGGAAUGUGCUGGAUGCUCGUCAAGUUCCUGAAUUAAUUAAGGAUGUAAUUAUUUUGGUAAACUCAGAAGAAACGUUAUCAUAUUCUGAUAUUAUGAAGACUGCAGAAUGUCAGAUCUCUGCUCUGGAACAGAAGAUCGAGGCUCUGAAAGCCGAGAACAAGCCUUUUGGGGAUGUAGUCGCCCUUCUUAUUAUGAAGCUGUGCUCUGAAGAGAACAUGGAAAAAGCUCUGCAAGUAAAGGCCAAUUACGAACAAGAGAAUCUGCCCAUUGGAGUCUACGCAUCCCUUAUAAAUAUUUGCUGCCGAAACGAUAAUGCGGAGGAGGCUCUCAACCUGAAGCAGGAGAUGGAACGUAAAGACUCCUCAGCUGUUUUAGAUUUCAACAAGUACCAAGCUCUCGUGAAGGUCUUCGCUAAGAACGGCCGCUUAGCAGAUGCUAUUAACGUUCUGAAGGAGAUGAAAGAGAAGGAUGUUCCGAGGAAAAACACAGCGGCGUCGUCGUUCUUCCACAUCCUCAACGCAGCUGCCGUGAGAGGAGACGUCGAAACGGUCAACCAGUUACACGAUUCUAUCGUUACGUUGGAGUUGGCCAAGCCCACGUCAAACCUGUGUUCACCGGUGGUUUCCGUCCACCUGGAGAAGGGUGACCUCGCGGCUGCCGUAGACGCCAUGUUUGACUGCAGCCAAAAGUACAAAUGCAUUCCUCUGCUACAUGACAUCCUUUGCCGACUGGUGGAGAAAGGAGAUACAGACUUGCUGCAGAAAGCCAUGGACCACGUAGCCCGGGAGAGGGGUGAGAUGUCAAUGCUGUAUUCUCUGCUCUUUGCUUUUCUCCAGACUGGAAAGUACAAGGAGGCCAGAAAGAUCAUGGAGACUCCUGGUUUGAGGGCACGACCUGGAAGACUUGAAUGGUUUGCUGAGAAGUGCAUCGCAUCCAAUCGGUAUGAAGUGUUGGAAAACUUAGUAGAAGUGACUCACAAACUCUUUGAGUGUGACCGAGAUGAGAUGUAUUUCUAUCUGCUGAAGCUUUGCAAGGAAAAUAACGACUGGAAGAAAGCAGAUGCGGUUUGGAAUAAAAUUCAAGAAGAAAAUAUAAUACCCAGAGAGAGAACUUUAAAGCUGCUGGCUGACAUUUUUAAAACAAAUGGACAACCUGUCCCGUUUGAAGUACCAGAGGACUGGCAUAAAACACAGCGAGUACUCAAAUCCUCCGCGUCCGACUUUGUUCCAGAAGCCUCCCUUGAAAAGAAAAUCUUGAUUCUCAGUAAAAAGGACAAAGGAAAAGAGGCGUACGAUUUGUUUUUGGAAGCCGAAAAGAACAAUGUCGUGUUAAGCCCAGCUGCGUACAUGAAUCUGAUCAAGACUUUGCUUUCCGACGGGCAGAUUGAGGUUGCAAUGAAAGUGAAAAGCUCCGCCGAAAACAACAUCAACGGCUUCGCAUUGAACGACAUCACCAGCAGCCUCCUCAUCAUAACACAAGUUAGGCGGGAUUAUUUGAAAGAUGCGGUUGGCACUUUAAAGGGAAUGCUUGAUAAUGACAAGAUGCCCACUCAGCUGUCCAUCACGCGUCUCGUUCAAGCCCUGGCCACCAAGGGUGACGUGCAAAGCAUCGAAGCCGUGGAGAAAAUGGUGGCCGGCAUCGGCUCGUCCAUUUCCUUAUCAAACAUGCUUUUUAUUAAUAACAAACUGUUGGCUCAUCUGAAAAAUGGUGACAUUGAAAAAGCCAUAGACUUUGUGGAGCCUUUGUACAUAGAAGCGCAAUCUUCCCAGAUAACAAGUAUUGGUUACGUGUUUAGAAAGGUCAUUGAGGAUAAGAUGGAACCAGCACUUGAUAAAUUGAGCGCCAUGGCGGAGCGUUUGGCCAAUCAGUUUGCCAUGUACCGGCCAGUCACGGAACUUUUCCUCCAGUACAUCCACGCGGGAAGAAAGGAUGACGCUAGAUUCCUGUUACAGAGAUGCACGGCCAUCACAGAGCAGACGCCAAUGCUCGUUUCUUUUAUUGCAAGGAGUUCGCACGCUGCAGACCAGGCUUCCGCAAUCUCGGAUCUACUUGAGCUGAUCCCCGAUUUCGCAGGGAAGGACGUUGCCUAUUCUUACCAAAUGAAGUGCUACGCUGCAAACAAAGAUGUGUCUGCCGCUAAGGCUUUGUACGAGAGGGCAAUAGCCGAAAAACUGACUCCCGACGAACUGUUUCUGAAACGCCUGGCGGUCCUGCUGAGGGAUGCCGGAGAGCCCGUCCCUUUCACGGAGCCCCCUGAAAGUUUCGCCUUCUACGCAAAUGAACUUAAACAGAAGCGGACAGUUUCAACAGAUGAUGCACAUUAGUUGUUAACUCUCGCCUACAACCCCCCCUUUUUUUUUUCUUUUUUCAAGCUUGUAUUUUUGUUUUGUCCUUUUUUAACAUGUUUUGCUUUCCUAGAAAAAAAUAUUACUGUGACCUGAAAAUGAUAUUUAACUUGAGUAAAAAAUAAAAAUGGACACUAUA
Messenger RNA from Spea bombifrons (plains spadefoot toad), 4378 nucleotides. It is a transcript of the gene LRPPRC, whose product is annotated as leucine rich pentatricopeptide repeat containing. The transcript has 38 exons. Gene Ontology annotation, molecular function: protein binding. Bases 49 to 4218 code for a protein of 1389 amino acids. NCBI's taxonomy places the organism in Eukaryota, Metazoa, Chordata, Amphibia, Anura, Pelobatidae. The record is from RefSeq and is a predicted model, not a curated record.